Messenger RNA from Oncorhynchus gorbuscha (pink salmon), 1760 nucleotides. It is a transcript of the gene hdhd2, whose product is annotated as haloacid dehalogenase-like hydrolase domain containing 2. Gene Ontology annotation, biological process: dephosphorylation. The coding region runs from base 158 to 937 and encodes 259 amino acids. The transcript is spliced from 7 exons. Gene Ontology annotation, molecular function: phosphatase activity. NCBI's taxonomy places the organism in Eukaryota, Metazoa, Chordata, Actinopteri, Salmoniformes, Salmonidae. The record is from RefSeq and is a predicted model, not a curated record.
UUGACAGGCGGCUAAAAUAUCCAGUCAACUCGAAGGACCGCAGAAUAUAGACGUCAGAGUUGACGUUCAGUCAGCGGUGGGCGGAAGCUACGGAACUUCAUACCGCACAGCCUGCGGUUUCCAAGUACUGGAGUUUUGUACAUAGGUACCUGGUAUCAUGGCGACCAGACGGGCUCUGAAGGCAGUGCUGAUUGAUCUGAGUGGAACCCUCCAUGUAGAAGACACAGCCGUGCCUGGAGCACAGGACGCCCUCCACAGGUUGCGUCAGUCCUCUGUAGCGGUGAAGUUUGUGACCAACACCACUAAGGAGUGUAAGAGGAACCUUGUGGAGCGUCUCCACAGUCUGAACUUUGACAUCCAGGAGCAGGAGAUCUUCACAUCCCUGACAGCAGCCAGGAGCCUCGUGGAGCAGAGACAACUACGCCCCCUACUGCUGGUGGCGGACAGUGCACUGGAGGACUUCUCAGGUAUGGAGACAUCCGAACCCAACGCUGUGGUGAUAGGCUUAGCUCCAGACCAUUUCAACUACCAGACGCUAAACAAAGCAUUCAGGCUGGUUCUAGACGGGGCCCCCCUCAUAGCCAUCCAUAAGGCCAGGUAUUAUAAGAGGAAGGAUGGUCUGGCGCUGGGCCCCGGAGCCUUUGUGACAGGGUUAGAGUACGCUACAGACUGUCAAGCCACCGUUGUGGGGAAGCCUGAGGGGACAUUCUUCCUGGAGGCUCUGAGGGACAUUGGCUGUUGUCCUGAAGAGGCCAUCAUGAUUGGAGACGACGCCAGAGACGACGUGGGCGGGGCUCAAAACAUUGGCAUGCUGGGAAUUGUAGUCAGAACCGGUAAAUACAGAGUGGGAGAUGAGGGUAAAAUUAAUCCUCCACCAUACCUGACCUGUGACAGCUUCCCUCAAGCUGUGGACCACAUCCUCCAACACAUCCUUUAACUAUGACUCUCUCACUAUUAGAUCAUUUAGACAUGGGUAUAUCUCAUCAUGUUGCAGUCCCACACCUCCUCUAGUCCCACACCAGACUAACACCUCCUCUAGUCCCACACCAGACUAACACCUCUAGUCCCACACCAGACUGUAACACCUCCUCUAGUCCCACACCAGACUGUAACACCUCCUCUAGUCCCACACCAGACUGUAACACCUCCUCUAGUCCCACACCAGACUGUAACACCUCCUCUAGUCCCACACCAGACUAACACCUCCUCUAGUCCCACACCAGACUAACACCUCCUCUAGUCCCACACCAGACUAACACCUCCUCUAGUCCCACACCAGACUAACACCUCCUCUAGUCCCACACCAGACUAACACCUCCUCUAGUCCCACACCAGACUAACACCUCCUCUAGUCCCACACCAGACUAACACCUCCUAGUCCCACACCAGACUGUAACACCUCCUCUAGUCCCACACCAGACUGUAACACCUCCUCUAGUCCCACACCAGACUGUAACACCUCCUCUAGUCCCACACCAGACUAACACCUCCUCUAGUCCCACACCAGACUAAAUGAAUAGGUAGUGUUAGGUUUCUGUGUUGAUGAAUAGGUAGUGUUAGGUUUCUGUGUUGAUGAAUAGGUAGUGUUAGGUUUAUGUGUUGAUGAAUAGGUAGUGUUAGGUUUAUGUGUUGAUGAAUAGAUACUGGGAUAACAAGACUGCAUCAAACCUUUGCACUUGUGAAGAGUGUUUAAAAUGGCAUUUUCUGAAAAAUGUCUUGUGUGUAAUCAUGUUUAUAAAAAGUGAUCAUGACUAGUACUA